AGAGGACGUUUCGAAAAAUAUCAACGGUUUUUAGCUAAAUUAUUUAUGGGAAAACAAAUUAAUUAAAAAUAUAAAACAAAAAAAUCUCCUUAAAAAAAUUAAAAAUAAAUGUGAAAAUUAGCUUUGAAUAAAAAAAAUGACUUUACAGUCGUGUCCUAUUAGCAGCUGUACUAAUGAACCUGAUACUUUGAGUGCGAACAACGAUUCGCUGCAGACCACACCGGAUAGUACGCUACAGAAAUCAACCAGCCUGCAACAGCAGACGCAACAAUUACAGCAGCAGCAAAUAAACCACAUAACCAACCUUCAUACCACAACAACUAAUAUCAACAACAACAACGAUUCACAUCAUCACUCUCACAAUCAUAAUCAUAACCACACUCUCCACAAUAAUACCAAUACGAAUAGUGCUACCAGCGAUACUUCGUCUACAUCCUUUCACCAGCGUUUUGACUUUAGUCAAUUAAAAGCUCGUCUACCGGAACUCAAUUGUCUGCACAGUUUACAACGCUACUGGCAACAGCAUAAUAACGGCGCCAGUGAUCCUAACGAUCCAGCAUCGUUGCAACCAAAAGAUGAUAAUGUUGGUGGCGUUUCAAAUUCCUUUUAUGCCAAUAAUAUUUUAGGUUACACAUUCGGCUAUCAGUUUAGUGGCAAAGACAACACUACAGACAAUAACAGUAAAAGCGAACAGAUACGAGAAACUCCCUUGCAAAAGUUCUACAGACAUCAGCAGCAAAAGAAAAUGCCGGCGUUUAGAGGCAGACGCGGUUGGUGUGGGUGUUUUCAGGAUGACGAACCGCCUGAAAUUUGUGUGGUUGAAGGAGCUUUCACCCUACAAACUCUAACACCCACACAGCCCAUGCCCUCGGUAGAUGAAUUGGAUACAAAGUUUGCCGAAUUGGUGGAAGAAUUGGAUUUGACAGCACCCAACAAAGAGGCUAUGCUAAGUUUACCACCCCAAAAGAAAUGGCAAAUAUAUUGUUCGCGUAAAUCACCCUUGGACACCAUAGAUGGUGGUCCAUCGAGUAAUAUAAGCCAACCGCCUACAGCCGAACAUUAUGUGGAACGUCUUAAGGACUUGGCCAUGCAUAUAUCUGUCAGUCCGGAAGAUUCUCCGUGUCAUGAAUACAAUGUACGCAUCGAAAGCCAUACACAUUUCCUCGAUGCUUUGAAAACCGCUCUAAGAACAUCGACCCACAGUUUCGUCCUAAGAUUUGUGGAAUUUGAGGGUUUGCCAGCUCUCCUCAACCUAUUGCAAAAAAUGGAUAUACGCGUAGCGAAUAGUCCAUUCCAUACUAGUCUAAUUGGUUGCAUUAAAGCUUUAAUGAAUAAUUCGACUGGACGAGCUCAUGUUUUGGCUCAUCCCACCUCGAUUGAUACCAUAGCCCGCUCUUUGGCGGCCGAUAAUAUUAAAACUAAAGUGGCUGCUUUGGAAAUCUUGGGUGCAGUUUGUUUGGUGCCUGGUGGCCAUCGUAAAGUUUUACAGGCCAUGCUAAAUUUCCAAGAAUUUGCCGCCGAAAGGACUAGAUUCCAAAGCAUUAUUAAUGAUUUGGAUCGCUCCACAGGAGCCUACAGAGAUGAUGUUAAUUUGAAGACGGCGAUUAUGUCUUUCAUUAAUGCUGUGUUAAAUUAUGGCCCCGGCCAAGAGAAUCUGGAGUUUAGGCUGCAUUUGCGUUACGAAUUCCUAAUGAUGGGCAUACAACCCAUCAUAGACAAGUUGAGGAAGCAUGAAAAUGAAACUCUAGACAGACAUUUGGACUUCUUUGAAAUGGUAAGAGCGGAGGAUGAAAAAGAACUGGCUCGCAAAUUUGAACAUGAGCAUGUGGAUACAAAGAGUGCCAGCGCCAUGUUUGAGUUGCUAAGACGAAAACUGAGUCAUUCACCCGCCUAUCCUCAUAUGUUGUCUCUAUUCCAACACAUGCUGUUGCUGCCUUACACUGGCCAUUGUACCCAGCAUUGGUUGCUGUUUGACCGUGUGGUCCAACAAAUCGUUUUACAAACCGAGGGCAGACCUCGCAGUGAUAUUGAUACUGACGAUCCUAAUAAGGAGAAAACCGCUAUUUCCCCUGUACAUGAUCCCGAUGUAUCGCCUUUGGAAAUCAAUGUUUCCAAAUUGGUACAUCUUUUAGUCAAAGAAGAAGAGCUUACCCAGGCCCGCAAGCGAGCCGAUGAAUUGGAGAAGGAAAAUUUCGACAUACAAUCACGUUUAGCCAAAAAAGAACAAGAACUAGACUUGCGCAUGCAGGAAAAGGAAGAUUUGGAGACAGGUCUGGCGCGCAUGCGUGAACGUUUGGAAAAGGAAUCCGCCAAUCAUUCACAAGCAGUACAAAGAGCCCAAACUGCAGAAAUGAAAUUGGAAGAUUUACAACACAAACUAAUGACAGAACAGCAGGAGAGGGCACGUUUAGAAAGAUUAGUUACCGAGGGUAGUAUACCCGAUGACCAAAAGGUGGCUGGCUUGACGGGCUGUAAUGGAGCUGUUUCACCUCCACCACCACCGCCACCCAUGAAAGUUAUACCACCUCCUCCACCACCAAUGAUGGCUGCCCCACCACCACCGCCACCUUGUCCAGGACCACCUCCACCACCCACUAUGACUCAAGCCAUGGCUCCACCAGCUCCUAAACCCGAAGUAGCCAAGAAAAAUGUGCCACAGCCUACGAAUCCCUUAAAGAGUUUCAAUUGGUCCAAGCUCCCCGAUGCCAAAGUUCAAGGUACUGUUUGGAGUGAGUUAGACGAAUCCAAAUGGUAUAACAAUAUCGAGUUGGAAUCUAUAGAUAAGCUAUUUUCCGCCUAUCAAAAGAAUGGAGUUCAACAAGUCACAGAUGGCUCCAUAGAGGAUCUGCGCAUGAUGGGCAGUAAGCCACGCAAUAAAGUUCUCUCAGUUAUUGAUGGUAGACGUGCUCAAAAUUGUACAAUUCUAUUGAGUAAAUUGAAAAUGACUGAUGAAGAAAUCUCCAAAGCCAUAUUAUCUAUGGAUUCAAAUGAACAAUUAGCUUUGGAUAUGGUUGAGCAAUUGUUGAAAUUUACACCAUCCGCCGAAGAAAGAGCUUUAUUGGAUGAGCACAGUGAGGAUAUUGAAUCGUUGGCUAGAGCCGAUCGUUUCUUAUACGAAAUUUCAAAGAUUCCUCAUUACGAACAAAGAUUGAAGAGUUUACAUUACAAGAAACGUUUCAUGAUAACGGUUAAUGAUUUAAUACCACGCAUAACCAGUGUAAUGGAAGCCUCCAGAGAAGUAGCACGCUCCAGACGUUUACGGAAACUAUUGGAACUUGUAUUAGCUUUAGGAAACUACAUGAAUCGUGGAGCUCGUGGCAAUGCUUCUGGCUUCCGUUUGGCUUCUUUGAAUCGUCUGGGUGAUACUAAAUCCAGUGCCGCCAAGGGCACCACACUCUUGCACUUCUUAGUUCAAGUUAUAGAUAAGAAAUUCAAAGAUUUACUCAAACUCGAAGAAGAUAUACCCCAUGUCAGAGAGGCCUCUAAGGUAUCGUUGGGUGAAAUGGACAAAGAUAUACAAAUGUUGCGCACCGGUUUGGCCGAUGUGGCCAGAGAAAUUGAAUUCCAUCGUUCUUCGGGUCCAGCCCAACAGGGUGAUCGUUUCUUGCCCGUUAUGCGGGAAUUCCAUGCCCAAGCCUCUGUUAGAUUUGCAGAAUUGGAAGAUAAAUUCCAAGACAUGAAGACCAGAUUUGAUAGAGCUGUUAGAUUGUUUGGCGAAGAUGGUGCGGUAUUGCAGCCCGAUGAGUUCUUUGGUAUUUUCGAUACUUUCCUAACAACAUUUGGCGAAGCCAAACAGGACAAUGAGAAUUUAAGGAAAAGGCAAGAGGAGGAAGAGAAACGGGCCAAACAAGAGGCCGAAUUAAAGAAACGCACAAUAGAGCGCAAGAGCAAGGAGGGUCUUAUGUCCUCAGUGGCCCGUAACUUGGGUUUGAAGUCAUCCAAUGGUCCCGGCAGUCCCGUCAAGGGUGACAACAAGGGAGAGUUUGAUGAUUUAAUAUCGGCUUUAAGGACGGGUGAUGUUUUUGGCGAAGAUAUGGCCAAAUUUAAAAGAUCACGCAAGACCAGACUUAGCAAUGGCAGUACUUCUCCUCCCCGCCAUGGUCUGCACAGAGAAGAAAGUCGAGAACGUACCGUCAGAAGACAAUAGAUUAAAGAAGAGUCUUAAUAAGAAUCUCGUUAAUAUUACGAAGAAAAUUUAACUGAUGUUUGCCAUCUUUGUAUUUAUUGAUUUUUUUUAAUGGUUUUUUGUUUAAUUUUUAAUUGUUAAAUUCCAUAGAGAUUGUAAAAAACCCCCCCUAAAUUAUAUUAUUGUAAUUAUUACAUAUUUUUAAAACAUGAAAAUAACUCUAUUUAAUUAAGUAUCUUCGAGCAAGAGAAAAUGUUCUUUUUUUAUAACAAAUGAAAGCAUUAAACCAAAAUUAUUUAAAAAUCUAUAUUGUAUGUAUUUAACACUUAAUGAAAAACAAAAAAAAACCCACAAACACACACACUUUUGUAUUAAAACCAUUUAUUAAAUUAGUUUUUUAUUAUAUUUAAAGAAAAGAAAUUAAAGAAAAUGUUUUGAAUUUUGCUGUUUUUGUUUGAGAAAAAGUUUAUGUAGGAAAAAAAAUAAAGACUAAUACAGCAGACAAAUAUUUAUAUUAUAAAUUAAUUAAAAGAGAAAAAUACAAAUUUAAAAGAAGAAGAAAUUGUAUAUGUAAAGUUAAGCAUAUGAAUUAUUAGAAAUUACUUUAUAAAUUAAUAAAAAUAAAACUGAAAACCCCUAUACUAAAA
Calliphora vicina (urban bluebottle blowfly) is the source of this 4773-nucleotide messenger RNA. RefSeq names its product disheveled-associated activator of morphogenesis-like protein (gene DAAM). Gene Ontology annotation, biological process: positive regulation of actin filament polymerization; actin cytoskeleton organization. The coding region runs from base 137 to 4147 and encodes 1336 amino acids. The transcript is spliced from 11 exons. Gene Ontology annotation, molecular function: small GTPase binding; actin binding. Lineage: Eukaryota; Metazoa; Arthropoda; Insecta; Diptera; Calliphoridae. The record is from RefSeq and is a predicted model, not a curated record.